UCGAGAUUACAAAUGAAUUUAUAACCAAGCUUAGAAUUAAGAAAAAAGGAAAGAAUAAACCUGAUGAUACAAUCAAUGAUAAACCUGAUGAUACUCCAGAAAUAAAGAAUGAAGCCGAGAUUACAAAUGAAUUUUUAGCCAAGCUUAGAAUUAAUAAAAAAGGCAAGAAUAAACCUGAUGAUACUCCAGAAAUUUUAAUAUCCGAAGAAACAACCAAUGCUAAAUCAGAUGAUAUAAUCAAUGCUACGCCUGAAAUUACAACUAAGCACAUAGUCAAUGAGAGAUCUCAAGAUACAAUCGUUGCUAUACCUGAAGAUAAAAUCACUAUUGAAGCCGAAGAAAAAACUACUACUAUUGUUAAUAAAGAUCAACAUUAUAGCACGUGGGAGCAUUUUUCAAAUUUAAUAAGUUCUUUUAAUCCUUGGAUGCCGAGAUAUCCAUCUAAGGGAUUUGAAGAAUUAUUAGACAAAAAUUUCAAUCAUAAUAAACUCGAGGACACUGUAAAUGGUGUGAUCGUAAUCAUUCCUGCUUAUAAUAUCUCCAAAUGUGAAUAUACUCUUUUUACAAAUUAUGACCCCAAAUUUAAAGAGCAUUACAUGAAAGAUGUUAUACGUGCAAGUGCUUCUGCUCCUACUUAUUUUCCUGCAAAAAAAAUAAAUGAUGAUUAUUUCAUAGACGGUGGUGUUUUUUCGAAUAAUCCAACCGUUAAAGCUUAUCUUGAAGCUAAAAAAAAGUAUCCAAACUCGAAGUUUGUUGUGGUUUCUCUUGGUACUGGUUAUCAUAAAGAGCCUUUAGAACAUUAUAAAGACUGUGGUGUUGUUCAGUGGUUAAAACCAUUGAUUAAUCUUUUAUUCAAUUCUGAGCUCGAUAAUCAUGACAAUACUAUGAAACUUUUGGCUGAUCUUGACGACACAUUAUAUUACCGGAUUCAAUUGAAUUUGGCCGAAGAGGAUAGUAUAAUGGAUAAAGUUUCGGAGAAAGAUGCUAAAAGACUUACCGAAUUAGCCCAUGGAGCUAUCAAAAAUCCUGCUUAUAAGGUUGAAGAAAUAGUUGAGUUACUCGUAGAUAAAUGUAGAAAAUUUCAUGUCUUUCCUACUAAAACUUCUAGAAAUAAAGAGUAUUCUACACUCAAUGAAUAA
Molecule: messenger RNA, 1139 nt
Organism: Racocetra persica
Lineage: Eukaryota; Fungi; Glomeromycota; Glomeromycetes; Diversisporales; Gigasporaceae
Source: the annotation of a GenBank genome assembly